AUAAUUUCUCCUACUGAAUGGAUGCGGGAGAGCAGAGCGAGGACCCGUCCCCCUCUUCGGAAAGAGAAAUUUCCCUAGAGAGACAGAGGGGGAGACGUUGAGUAAAUUCUUUGCUUGGAGAAAAUAAAAAAAUGAAAGGAGAGAAAUUAUAGCUUUAAACCUGUAAUUCAAUCGAGGGUUUGAGAGAGAGCUCCGCAAGCGCGCGCGCACACGCACAUGGAUCAGAUACUGAACAAGGUUGGAUCUUAUUGGUUGGGCCAGAGGGCCAACAAGGAGCUCAAUUCCGUCGGCGAUGAUGUUAACUCAUUGUCAAGCAGUAUUGGAGGAGGAACCAAAUGGUUAGUCAACAAAAUAAAAGGAAAAAUGCAAAAGCCAUUGCCGGAACUGCUCAAGGACUAUGACUUGGCUGUAGGAAUCUUCCCUCGAGAUGCUACCAACUAUGAGUUUAAUGAGGAGACGGGAAAACUUACCGUCUUUAUUCCCUCGAUCUGUGAAGUGGGCUACAAGGAUUCAUCUGUCUUGCGUUUUUCCACCACUGUAACUGGGUACUUGGAGAAAGGAAAACUAGCUGAUGUUUCAGGGAUUAAGACUAAGGUGAUGGUUUGGGUUAAAGUGACUUGUAUCACUUCUGAUGGAUCGAAGCUCCAUUUCACAGCUGGGAUGAAGAAAACCAGGAAUAGAGAUGCAUAUGAGGUCCUUAGAGAUGGAGUGAGUGUAGACAAGUUCUAAAGUGGUGAAAAUGCUUCCUAGGCAUGAUGAUUUUGUGAAUAACGACUUUGCCAUUGCUACUGAAUCCUUUUGCUUGCCCUUCUCAUUGGAUGAGUACAGUCAUUUAAACUGAAUUUCUUGUGUUUACCGUAGGUGUGAUAAAGUUAAUGAAUUCCAUUGUAUUGAUAUUAGAUCACCCAUAUAAACUGAGUACCAACAUGCGAAUUAUUUUACGUUUUGUUAGACAUAUUUGGAUGGUACAAGCUAUUUGAGACCAAACCAAGUGAUAUUCGGCUUGCA
Molecule: messenger RNA, 1008 nt
Organism: Hevea brasiliensis (rubber tree)
Lineage: Eukaryota; Viridiplantae; Streptophyta; Magnoliopsida; Malpighiales; Euphorbiaceae
Exons: 3
Coding region: 217-729 (170 amino acids)
Source: RefSeq, a predicted model, not a curated record